AUGCCAGCCCUCAAAGAUAACAUCAAGGACUCCAAGAUGCCCGGCGCUACUGAGGAGCAUCUUGUUAACUUUGCUGCUGUUGCUGAGGAACUAAACAUCGUCUCAAAGGCCGCUGCCGCUAAGCGGUAUGAGCGCCUUCUGAAGGCCCACGGAAUUAAUCCGGCUUCGCCGCGUAAGAACGCAGCCACAAAGACCGAAGAGGAGGGAGAGCCUUCCACUCCUAGCAAGAAGCGCAAGCGGGCUACUGCUCGCAACACUACUGCUUCAAAGGAAGACGACGAGGCUCAAGCUAGCAAGACGCCCACGAAACGCGGCAAGAAGGCUGCUAAGGAGGAGACUGCGGUUAAGGAGGAGUCUUCUGAUGUGAAGGAUGAGCAAGAUAUCAAGGAGGAGUCGGACUCCGACGCCAAUGUUAAGAAGGAGUCCAGUGAGGGUUUGUCAACACCACCAUCAUCAUCAUCAUCACAACCACACCCACCUCGACCACCACAGCCCCAAACACCCAACCCGGGUUUGUUAACGACCAUGGCAACACCUGCUACACCACCACCCACGCCGCCCAAAGAUGAAGACCGCAUCAUCCUGGGAGAACGACGGGUUCCGGUCCCGACUUCGACUCCAGUUUCUGGCUCGUCACCAGCACCAUGCAGUUCCAACUUUGACUUCUCGGAACACAUUGGGUCUCUGCUGCUCAUUUGGCUGGCCAACACCACACUCAACAUCAGCUUCUCCAUCAUCACGGUCCGCAUUAAGGUGGCGAGGUGA
Messenger RNA from Thermochaetoides thermophila DSM 1495, 765 nucleotides. RefSeq lists its product as uncharacterized. NCBI's taxonomy places the organism in Eukaryota, Fungi, Ascomycota, Sordariomycetes, Sordariales, Chaetomiaceae. The transcript has 7 exons. The record is from RefSeq and is a predicted model, not a curated record. Bases 1 to 765 code for a protein of 254 amino acids.